GCGCGCGCGUCUUCCGACUUUUGGGCGAAUUUUGGGCAGAUUCAUUCGCGCUUUUGCGGCCAUGGCGGUGACCACCUUCGAUGGCCAGUUCAGCUUCAAGCAGGACUCGUUGGCGAGACUCGGCAAGCGGGAGCCUUCCAAGAUGAACGCAGACCAAUACGCGGCCUUCCAGAACAGCCCCUUCAUGCAGGGCGUGCGCAAAACGGAGGACCUGUGCUGGAGCUUCACUUGCGACCGGGACGAGCGGCGCAAGAAGAGCGAUCCCUCCUUCAAGCCGACGGACGACGACUUCAGUGCUCCCAAAGCCCACGAGUUUGACAGAUGCAUCAACUACUACAAGGUGCUCGGCAUCGACGAGUACUCGACCCUGGAAGAGGUGAAGAAGGCCUACAAGAAGUUGUCCCUGGUCUACCAUCCCGACAAGACCGCCGGCAUGAGCGCGGAGCAGAAGGAGGAGUACGCCGCCGUCUUCAUCGAGCUGAAGAACGCCUACCUCACCCUCGGGGACAACGCCACGCGCCGGCAGUACGACCGGGAGCGGGACCGGGACAAGGCCUCCUUUGAGGUGAACGGCUUCAAGCCCAAGACCCGGGCACACUUCGACGCCUCCGAGGUGCUGAAGAAGCUCCAGGAGAUGCAGAAGCCCCCGGGGAAGCAUCUGGAGGUGCCACUGGCCGUGAAGUUGGAGAAGUUCUUCUACGGCGGUCACAAGGGCAUUCGCCGGCAAAGGCGGGUGAAGGACUUUGGCGGCUUCACGCAGGAGACGCGGAUCUACAGAGUGGACAUCCCGAGGGGCGCCAGCGAGCCUCACGAUGUGACCUUCCGGCAGGGCGGAGAUCACCACGAGGACACUCGGCCGGACACCCUGUGCUUCAAGAUGUCGUCCAAGCCGCACGCUCUGGUGGAGCGGCGUGGCGAGGACCUGGUGCUGCGGUCCCGGGUGGGGUUGGGCACCACUGUUCAAAAUGACCCGCUCAUCUGGACGGAGGUCCCUUCCGUCGGGGGGAGACACCUCCUGCUCUGGGGCCAAAAUCCGUUCUACAACUCCACCCGUCCGGGCGAGCUGCGGGUGAAGGUGGAGGGCGAAGGCUUGAGCUCCAAGGGAUCUCUGCACUUCACGUGCCGACCAGGGCUCUCGAGCUCCAGCUCCAUGCCGGCGAGGCCUGUCCAGCCCGGAGCUGACCCCACAGCCGACCAGGUCGUGGUGAGCGUGAAGAACAUGCAGACGGAUGGCAAGAUCUUCAUCCGGAUCCACAAGUCCGCGACCAUGGCAGACGUCCGCGCCAAAGUGGUGGACGUGCUGGGCCUUCCACGGGGCUCGACCGUGAGAAUGCUGCAGCACUUCUCUGGCGGGUACACGCCCUUCAGCGAUCGCCAAGCUCUGGGCGCGCUGCGGUCGCUGAACUGCGCCGGCACUGCAUGGACGGGGGUGGACUUCACUCCUACCCGGUGCAAGCAGUUCCUCCGGGACAUUCUGGUGGCCAAAGACCGGCCAGCCAUCCAGGCCAAGCUGAAGGUGUCGAAGCCUGGCGGCUCUGCGGCGGCUCCAGAGGUCUGGUCUGCCUUCGUGAGCAUCCUGCCUGAGUACGGCCUUGAGCCCAUCACUUCUGUGAUGCAGGACACCAUCGCCCUGGCACGCCGGAAGGUGAAGGAACUCCCUGGCUGCGACAGUCUUCUGGAGCAAAUCGAGCAGCUGC
Messenger RNA from Effrenium voratum, 1697 nucleotides. The record is from the annotation of a GenBank genome assembly. NCBI's taxonomy places the organism in Eukaryota, Dinophyceae, Suessiales, Symbiodiniaceae.